Messenger RNA from Drosophila montana, 1237 nucleotides. Its product is annotated as WD repeat-containing protein 5. Gene Ontology annotation, molecular function: protein binding; transcription corepressor activity. Gene Ontology annotation, cellular component: histone deacetylase complex. The transcript has a single exon. NCBI's taxonomy places the organism in Eukaryota, Metazoa, Arthropoda, Insecta, Diptera, Drosophilidae. The coding region runs from base 101 to 1222 and encodes 373 amino acids. The record is from RefSeq and is a predicted model, not a curated record. Gene Ontology annotation, biological process: regulation of transcription by RNA polymerase II.
UUGGGCCUGUCAUUGACCAGUUUCUAAAGCCGUCAAUUUGUUCAAACUUGAAUUCUACUAAAAAUUUAUACUCUUAUUGUAGACCAAUAUUGACUGCGCGAUGUCAACGCCUGACGAUAUAUUGACCAUGGAGCUGGUCUAUGCAGAUCCUGCGGAACUGCCGAACACAUUGUUCGGAGGUGCAGAUAUGGCUGCCAGCAGUGUGGAGCAGCUUUUCAAGAUGCCGCUGCCAUUUAAGGAAGCUAACAACGAGGAUAAACCCAUAGUAAAUAAUAAAAUCGAGGCGGUAUCGCCUGGCUAUGAGCUCAAGUACGCGCUGGAGGGUCACCAGCGGCACAUUACCGCCGUGCGAUUUGCUCCUGGUGGCGACUGGCUAACCAGUGCAUCGGCUGAUAGUUUACUCAAGCUGUGGGACUUGGGUACAGCUCAGCUGAACAAAACACUGACAGGACAUGUGCUGGGCAUAAACGAUGUGGCUUGGUCGCCGGACGGUAAAUUCAUGGCCAGCUGCAGCGAUGACAAAACCAUAAGACUCUGGGAUCCGCACGGUGGACUUUGCCUGCGGACAAUGGAAGGGCAUGCGGGCUAUGUGUUUGCCUGCAGCAUCAAUCCGCAAGCGAAUCUAAUAGCGUCCACCAGUUUUGACUGUACCGUGCGACUGUGGGAUGUGCGUAACGGCAAAUCGCUAAAAAUUAUACCCGCUCACAUGGAUCCCAUUUCGUCCGUGGACUUCAAUCGUGACGGAACACUCUUUGUUACCGGCAGCUUUGAUGGCCUGGUGCGCAUUUGGGACACGAUCAGCGGGCAAGUGCUGAAGACGCUUAUCGAUGAAGAUAAUUCACCGGUGGGCUAUGUAAAGUUUGCACCAAACGGCAGAUAUAUACUCGCCGCCUAUCUGAACAGCCAGAUAAAGCUGUGGAACUUUCAGAAGCCCAAGUGUUUGCGCAUCUACAGAGGCCACACGAACCUCAAGUAUUGCAUUGCCGUUAAAUUUUCCGUUACAGCGGGCAUGUGGAUCGUGUCGGGCAGUGAGGAUAGUUCCCUCUAUAUAUGGAGUCUGCAGAGCAAGGAGCUUGUCCAGAAACUAAAUGCGCAUGCGCACGAGAUCAUCUGCACGGAUUGUCAUCCCAAAUUGAAUCUGAUUGCAACGGGCGCACUGCAGAACAGCGAGAACCUCAGGAUCUGGCAGAGCAGCGAGACCGUAAUCGAAUUAAAUAAAUAAUUAAUUUGUAUUUAA